Messenger RNA from Spirometra erinaceieuropaei, 420 nucleotides. The record is from the annotation of a GenBank genome assembly. NCBI's taxonomy places the organism in Eukaryota, Metazoa, Platyhelminthes, Cestoda, Diphyllobothriidea, Diphyllobothriidae.
AUGAGAGAACAGGACCACCCGGGUUUCUAUUUCCAGAAACCGCAGGAGUUCGGUGAAUACCCACGUUACCAUGGAGAUGAAAUACUUUCUGUAUACCCAAAUGAGGAACGUUUUUACGGUCCCGGACCGCAAUUUAUGAGGUCAGAACCCCAUUUCAUGGAGCGUCCGCAGUACCAUCCCAAUCAGGGCCCAUUCCCCCACGAAAAUUGGCGCGGCGAACCCGAACGCUUCGAUCACUUCGGACGAGGACGGAUGCACCAGGGAUUCCCAGGAUUCCAGGGCUUUCGCGGUUUUAGAGAACCCGCUUUUCAACACUUCCAACAGCCAUCCGCAGAGUAUGAGCUCGGAGGUCCGAAAAGGACCAUGGACAGCGCUGACAAGGCCACAAAGGCGGAGACCGGUGAACUAAAAAAGAUGUAG